CCAGAAUUGCCAAGCGGUAGAAGAGAAGGAAACCAAGUAGACCAACCCGGCCCCGGCGGCGCGGCCUCAAACGGCCAAAGAAGCAAGAAGAGGAAGCUGGAAUUCGAUGCUAGGGUUCCGUUCCAGCCAUGCCCCCUCUCUUCCUCCUCUUCAAACGUUCCCCGUCCAAAAAUCUUUUCAAAAUAUCCACCUUUAGAUCUCUCCCUCUCCUCCUCCCCUUCUCCACUUCCGCCGCCCCUCUCCCCUUCUCCCCCUUGCUAGACUCCAAACCAAGCUCUGACCCUAACCCUAGCUUCGAUUCUUCCCUGCUUGCCGCCUCCGUUAAAGACUGGUUCCGCCUCGGCGCCGACCCCCUCUCGCCGCUCGACCGAAUCUACGCCGCCCUCGCCGGCGCCCCCGACGAGUCCUCACUUGACGCCACCUUCGACCGCCUGCGCAUCCCCCUCUCCGAGUCCCUCGUGCUCCAGACCCUCCGCCACCGUCCCCACCCCGCCGUCACCCCGCCCUCCGCCCCUCUUCUCCUCCUCCGCCUCCGCUUCUUCGACUGGUCCGGGCACCAGCCCGGCUACCGCCACUCGCGCGCCGCCUACCACGCCGUCUUCCGCCUCCUCUCCCGCGCUCGCCUCGUUUCCGUCGUCCUUGACUGGCUCCGCAUCUUCUCCCCCUCCUCCUGCCACCCCUUCCUCCUCACCUCGAACGCCGCUGCGCCACACCCCCGCUUCCACGAGACCCUCAUCGUCGGCUACGCCGUCGCCGGCAAGCCCGAGCUCGCCCUCCAGCUCCUCGCACGCAUGCGCUUCCAUGGCCUAGACCUCGACGCCUUCUCCUACCACGUCCUCCUCAACUCCUUCGUCGAGGCCUCCAUCUUCGACUUUGCCGACUCCAUCCUCGCCCACGUCGCCGCCCGUGGCCUUUUCGGCCCCGUCACCGCCUGCAUCAAGAUGAAGAGCCUCUGCCGCCAGGGCCGCCUUGACGACGCCGAGGCGUACCUCCGGGAGCUCGAAAGCUCAGGCCUGUCCGACUAUCGCGCCGUCGCCGGCCGGAUGGUCGGCACCCUUGUCCGUGCUCUCUGCCGCGACGGCCGCUUCGAGGCUGCCGGCCGGCUGGUGGACGAGUUCGGCUCUGCCGAGGCCUAUGGCGCUUGGGUCGCCGACCUCUUGGCCACUGGGAGGCUCGACGCGGCUUUGGAGUUCUUGGGGAGGAAGAGGACAUCGGAGGACUACAUCCCGGAAACCAUCCACUAUAGCCAGCUGGUGACCCGGCUUCUGAGGGGAAACCGGCUCGGGGCUGUCUACGAUGUGCUUGUGGAAAUGAUGGAGGAAGGGAUCCCGCCAGAUCGGGCCACGAUGAAUGCCGCACUCUGCUUCUUCUGCAAGGCUGGGUUGGUGGACGUUGCUGUCCAGCUCUACAACUCAAGGAUGGAUCUUGGAAUAAACCCAACCGAGCAGGUUUACAACCAUUUGAUCAUUGCUUUGUGCCAGGAGGGGAGCAUCGACAGAGUGUGCCAGGUCUUGGAGGAAUCCAUGCAGCAUGGCUACUUUCCUGGGCGGCAGACAUUUAACAUUAUCGCCAGCAUGCUUAUCAGGGAAGGGAAGCUUGAUAAGAUGCGCAAGCUGCUCGAUGGCGCUCUCCAGAGGGACGUGAAGCCUGCCACUGUUGUUUUUGCCAGGUACAUCUCAGCUCUGUGCAAGGCUGGUGAUGUUGAAGAGGCUUGCUUGGUGCCCCAAAUGGUUGGCAAAGAGAAUACUGGUCUGGUUCGGUACAGAUCUACUUACAUCAAUUUGAUUCAGGCAUUCAUUGCAUUGAGGAGGGUAGAUGUGCUUCCUCGUCUCAUUAUCGAGAUGCAAGAGAUUGGUCACUCUCCAAGUCGGAGUCUUUAUCGCGAUGUGGUUUGCUGUUUGUGCGAAAUGGGAAAAUUCAGUGAGGUUCUUGAGCUGCUAAACAAGCAGUUGGGACGGAAUGAACUGGACCCACGGACGUGUUGCAACUACUUCAUCAAUGGGGCAGGACAUGCCAAGAAGCCCGAGAUGGCAAGGGAGAUCUAUAGCAGGAUGGAGAAUGCAGGCAUUGAACCUCAAAUAGAGAGCAAAGUUCUUGUUCUUCAGAGCUACCUGAAGAGCAAACGCAUUGGCGAUGCUCUAAGCUUCUUCUACUAUCUGCGUGAGAAAAAGGAGCCAACCAACAAAUUGUACAAUGCAUUUAUAUCUGGUCUCUGCGAAGCUGGGAUGCCAGAGCAGGCAAUGGUGUUCUGGAGGGAGGUGAGGGACAAAGGUUUGAUCCCAAGCCUCCAGUGUUAUGAGGAGCUUGUGCUCAGAUUGUGUUGUGCCAAGGAUUAUGAUGUGGCAGUAAAGGUUCUUGAGGAUUUCAGUGAAACAGGUCGCCCAGUUUCUGCAUUUAUAUGCAAUGUGCUUUUGUUGCAUAGUUUGAAGAGUCAGGAGCUUCUGUGGGCUUGGGUUCGGUCGAGAAAUAGGAAUUCAGAAGUCAAGCCAGUGGGAAUGAGUGAAGAAACAAAAGGAGCAGGACAGAUGAUGCUUGGCAAUCUUAUUGCUGCAUUUUCCGGUGGAAUCAGAAUGAGAGAGAACAUGGACAAGGUGGAAGAAUUAGUCGAAAGGUUCUUCCCCGUCGAUAUUUAUACUUACAAUAUGUUGUUGCGGGGCUUGAGUAUGGCAGGGAGGAUGGACUAUGCAUGUGAUUUGUUUCAAAGGAUAUGCAAGAAGGGAUAUGAGCCAAACCGUUUCAGUUUUGACAUUAUAGUGCAUGGUUUCUGCAAGCAUGGUAAAAGAAAGGAGGCUGAGAGAUGGAUGUAUGCAAUGUACCAGAAUGGGUUUCAUCCAACUUGGUACACAAUUAGGAUAUACAACAACACAUCUUAGCAAGCAAUAAUUUUCUGGUGAUUCAUGUGUACUCUCAUGUUUCUUGCAAUUGAUUAUGGUUCCAUGAUUCCUCUCACAGCUGAAGCAGAUUUCUACUGUUAUAGUAUAUGAUCCUGCUUCCAGAUUGUACUUGAAGUAAUUGCAUGAUCCCCACUGCCCAGUGCUGCAUUGGUUAGCAGCUUCCAAAAAAGCUUCUAAAGCUCUGGGGUCAAAUUUCCAACUGUUUCACCAUACUUCUCUGAAAUAUUAUAUGAACUGCAAUACUCUGAAUUCGAGUCAGAUGCCUGUAUCCAGUUGUGUUGCAUGGGAGCUUCAAUUAGAGCCUACAUGGAAUCACUGAAGAACAGAGGCACAUUGCUCCAAAUGGACUGUUGUGACUUGUGUUGGUUGUCAGCUUCAACUAAGCAGAAUCACUGAGUAAUGGGGGCACAUGACCCACAAUGGACUUUGGCGGUGGUUGUCUUACCUGAAGUCCUGUAAUAUUUUAUAUUUUGCCUGGUAUCAGUGCCGAGGGCUAUGGCAUACUCCUAGAAUCUAUCCUUUGACAGAAGACAUCAUGUAACUCAUAUCAGGUAAAGCUCUUCCUGUUUUCAAAAUCUUUUGCAUUAGGUAAAUACUCUCC
Molecule: messenger RNA, 3495 nt
Organism: Elaeis guineensis (African oil palm)
Lineage: Eukaryota; Viridiplantae; Streptophyta; Magnoliopsida; Arecales; Arecaceae
Product: pentatricopeptide repeat-containing protein At1g71210, mitochondrial
Molecular function (GO): protein binding
Source: RefSeq, a predicted model, not a curated record